AUGUGCUACGACCGCUACGUUGCCAUCUGCAAACCCCUGCACUACGGGACCCUCCUGGGCAGCAGAGCUUGUGCCCACAUGGCAGCAGCUGCCUGGGCCACUGGCUUUCUCUAUUCUCUGCUGCACACAGCCAAUACAUUUUCCCUGCCCCUGUGCCUGGGCAAUGCCCUGGGCCAAUUCUUCUGUGAAAUCCCACACAUCCUCAAGCUCUCCUGCUCACACUCAGGCUACCUCAGGGAAAUUGGGCUCAUUGUGGUUAUUGCCUGUUUAAUGUUUGGUUGUUUCAUUUUCAUUGUUUUCUCCUAUGUGCAGAUCUUCAGGGCUGUGCUGAGGAUCCCCUCUCAGCAGGGACGGCACAAAGCCUUUUCCACAUGCCUCCCUCACCUGGCCGUGGUCUCUAUUGUUAUCAGCACCUCAUUCUUUGCCUACCUGAAACCCCCCUCCAUCUCCUCCCCAUCCCUGGAUCUGGCACUAUCAGUUCUGUACUCAGUGGUGCCUCCAACACUGAACCCCUUCAUCUAC
This is a messenger RNA of Pseudopipra pipra, 522 nucleotides long. RefSeq names its product olfactory receptor 14J1-like. The record is from RefSeq and is a predicted model, not a curated record. Gene Ontology annotation, molecular function: olfactory receptor activity; odorant binding. Gene Ontology annotation, cellular component: membrane. NCBI's taxonomy places the organism in Eukaryota, Metazoa, Chordata, Aves, Passeriformes, Pipridae. The transcript has a single exon. Gene Ontology annotation, biological process: G protein-coupled receptor signaling pathway. The annotation marks the transcript as partial.